This is a messenger RNA of Cucurbita pepo subsp. pepo (vegetable marrow), 2282 nucleotides long. RefSeq lists its product as uncharacterized. The record is from RefSeq and is a predicted model, not a curated record. Lineage: Eukaryota; Viridiplantae; Streptophyta; Magnoliopsida; Cucurbitales; Cucurbitaceae.
CAACGCUCUACGACCCGACCCGACCCGAGUCGUCGGUUCCUGAGAGUUUUCCUUUCCGAUUUUGAAUCUAAGCAGAAGAGAAAUUACGGACGACAAGGUCUGCAAGCAAAACCAGUUCUAGAUGAUUAAGAGAUCAGAAUCUUCAAGGAUCCGAAGCUUCGGAUUGAAUCAGUGGGAAGAGAUAUUAAUCGGAGGGGGAAUUUCGAUUCAGGAGCCCUAGAAAUGAAGAAUCCCCAAAUUUGAAUGGAAACCCUAAUCAUAACCCGCAUCGAUCUUUGCGAUCCUCCAUCUCCGCGCACUGUCGGAUCAUUCUCCGCACUUCACUCUUCUUCGCCGGAGGCUGACCUGAAAUUACGUGUUGUUUUCACUGAAACAGAGAGAAUGGGGAGUCCGGGAUGUGGUGCAGUCGAUUAUGGCGUGGGCUCGAUCGUGUGGGUUCGAAGGAGGAAUGGCUCAUGGUGGCCUGGUAAAAUUGUGGGUUCCGAUGAGCUUUCAUGCUCGUACCUUGGCUCACCUCGAUCUGGAACUCCAGUAAAGCUCCUUGGAAGAGAAGACGCCAGUGUGGAUUGGUACAAUUUAGAGAAGUCCAAGCGUGUUAAGCCAUUCCGAUGUGGUGAGUUUGAUGAUUGUAUUGAGAGGGCAGAGUUCUCGCAAGGCAUGCCAAUGAAGAAGAGGGAGAAAUAUGCACGUAAGGAGGAUGCUGUUCUUCAUGCUCUUCAACUUGAGAAGGAGCUACUAAAGGAUCGAGGAAAACUCGAUCAAACGACGAUUGGAUCCCCGGUAAAGAAGGGAAUAUUUUCUUUGGAACAUACCGAAAUCGAUGAUAUAAACGAUGGGCAUUUUGAAUUGCAUCUGUUUUCUAAGAUCAUAGAUGUAAAUUAUGACAAUGAAAUUAUAGAUUCAUGUCGUAAAGCAAGUGAAGGAGCUCAACUGAAUGGUGAGAAUGUUCAUCCGGAAGCAAAACCAAGGACGAGAGACUUGUCGGAAACGCUUGUAUGUGAUACCGAUGCUUUGGCUCCUCUCGAUGGUGUUUGUAGCAUUGGCAAUGACAGUUAUGCAAACGGGAUGGAGCUAAUUGAUGGUGCAAAGAAGAGCAAGUGUAUGCGUCUUCCAGUUGAUUCAGUGGAGAGCAAAGAAUCCUCUCAUGGCCAAGUUGAGAUGUCAACGAACCGUUUAGAACUUGGCGUUCUGUCUUCUCAGCUCGAUUCCCUGGUUGAAGAUGAUGCUUCUAGUUCAUCUGAAAACAACUCUUCUGAUUUAGAGACUGAUUCUAAUUCUUCCAUGUCAGAUAAGGAAGUAGAUAAUUACAUGGCUUAUCAUCACGACCCAAUGUCUAAGUGGCAAUUGAAGGGGAAAAGGAACGUUCGGAAUCUUUCGAAAAAGUCUGCUGGACUUAAAAAUGAGUAUUUCGAUGACACGACAAAGCGAGCUCGAGCUGAGGCAAUGGAAGAGGAGUAUUACUUAACGUCAAAAAGGGUAUCAAAGGAUCAAAAUCUUGUAGGAAAUUACAUGUCGGAUUGGGAGGAUCAGCAGCCUGAUUUGAAGGGAUAUCGGGACGUGAAACAUGGCUUAUACGGUACACGUCAUCGUUUUGGUGGGAGGUUAAGAACUAUAUUAACAGAGGUUGAUCUAAAAGUCCAAGCAAAUUACCAGAAAGAGCCUGUUCCCAUCGUAUCACUGGUGAGCAAGUUAAAUGGGCAAGCUAUAAUUGGGCAUCCUAUUCAAAUUGAAGCUCUACAAGACGGGAUUUCUGAAGCUCUUCUUUCAGAUAGUCUAGGCAAUCAACCAGCUUGGAGGACUGCAAGGAGGACAGCAAAUGUUCGCAUCCCUCGCACUCGUUUACCGACAACAGUACUGGACGGUGAAGAGGCAAGCGGCCCUCACAGUCCCCGACCUUCUCGUGAUAGAAGACUGCCAAAAAAGAUGUCAAAGAAAGCAAGCCUAUCAACUAACCAGAAGACUAGAGCUUUGUCUUCGAUUGCUGUCGAGCCGAAUUAUAGUAACGUGCCAAUGCAUGAUAGUGUAACUUGUCGAAUGAAUGGAUUGAUCAAACCCGAAUCACCUAGGCUCCCAACUGUAGCAUACAUACCAGUAAAAUUAGUAUUCAGUAGAUUAUUAGAGAAGAUCAAUAGGCCUCCCUCAAAAGCUACUAACAAUGUGGUAUUGUUGAAGAAUAAUUCUCAUAGAGAUUCUUGACGUGUUACGUGCAUACUUUUGAAUGCUCGAAAUAAAUGUAUAUCCCAGGUGCAUAUAAAUUGAUAUAUUCAUAUGAAUUGACUAAA